This is a messenger RNA of Arachis ipaensis, 3363 nucleotides long. The record is from RefSeq and is a predicted model, not a curated record. NCBI's taxonomy places the organism in Eukaryota, Viridiplantae, Streptophyta, Magnoliopsida, Fabales, Fabaceae.
CUCCUCCCCAAUAUCUUUCGUGUGCUACAUGUUAUCUGGGAUGCAAGUAAAUUUUAUUUCUGUUUCCGUUUUGAGUUAUUCCGUCGCUCCCUACAUGGUUUUGUUUGUAAUAUAUUGUCGAGUUUAUUACGUAUGGUACUCUCCCAUCUCAUAAUUGUGAUAAAUUGUUAUUGGUUCUCUUGACACACACCCCAUUUUUUCCCUUAUUUUUAUAAGUUUUAUAUUUUUUUACUAUUUUGUUAUUUAUUUCUGCUAUUUCAUUUAUUUAGACAUUGAUAAGAGCUGGAUUACAAAGCCACGAGGGAGUGUAGAAUAUAGGGAUGGUCUAAAUAGAUUCCUUGACUUUGCAUUUGCCAAUGCAUCAUCCGAUGGGAUGAUACAUUGUCCAUGCCCUUUGUGUGGGUUUCGGUGUUACCAAACUAGAGAAGACGCCUACGAUCAUCUUUUGAUGAAACCCUUUCCCCCUAACUAUACCUUUUGGUUACAUCACGGUGAGAGGAUCGUAGACGAGAGAUCCAGCGGUAGGGAAGAACUAGAACCCAUUGUAAAUUCAGGAGAUCAAAUGCGUGACAUGGUCCACGACGCAUUCAACUUGCCGGGACUGCAGAAUGAGGAUGAAGACUCGAUGAAUGGGCAUGUCGAAGAUGUUGCGGAGGGGUUGCCGUACCUAUCUGACGAACCUAGCUGCGAGGCUCGUGCCUUUCACGACUUGCUGGAGGAUGGCGAGCAGGAGUUGUACCCGGGAUGCUCAAAAUUCUCGAAACUGUCUUUCUUGGUGAGGCUGUACCAUAUCAAGUGCAUGUGCGGAGUGAGCGACAAGGCUUUCGGUUUGAUUCUAGAGCUACUGAGUGAUGCCUUUGAGCAUGCAGGGAUUCCGAAGACGUUGCACGAUGCCAAGAGGAUCAUAAGGAAGCUCGGUAUUGAGUAUAAGAAGAUAGAUGCAUGUCCAAAUGACUGCAUGCUGUAUCAGGGCUCCGAUCAAGACCUGUCUAAAUGCAAACGGUGUGGAGCAUCCAGGUGGAAGCAAAAGACCCGGAAGAAUUCUUUAUUAAGGAUCAACGCCGUUGUCAAGAAGAAUGGGAAACCUCUGCCGGCGAAGAUUCUCCGUUACUUUCCUCUGAUUCCACGGUUACAGCGAUUAUUCAUGUCCAGCAAGACAUUCGUGGACAUGUUGUGGCACAAGAGAGGAACCAACACAGACGGUUCCUUGAGGCAUCCCAGGGACGGUGAGGGUUGGAAAGCAUUUGACAGGAGAUAUACUGAAUUUUCUCGCGAUCCACGCAAUGUUCGCUUAGCCCUGGCCAGCGAUGCCUUCAAUCCUUAUGGAAACCUCAGUUCAAAGUACUCAAUAUGGCCAGUGAUUCUUAUUCCAUACAACCUACCCCCAUGGAUUUGCAUGAAACAAACCAACUUCAUUCUCUCUAUGAUUAUUUCUAGUCCUAAAAUGCCUGGCAAUGAUAUAGAUGUCUACCUACAGCCCCUGAUCGAUGAGCUGAAGUAGUUGUGGUCCCGUGUUGAUACAUACAACGCCAGUGAGAAGAAAACAUUCAAGAUGCGAGCUGCACUGAUGUGGACUAUCAACGAUUUUCCUGGCUUGGGCAAUUUAUCUAGCUGGAAUACUUAUGGCGGGAGAGCUUGCCCCACGUGCAAUUUAGAUGACGAGACUAUGUGACUCACCUUCAGUCAGAAAUAGUGUUAUAUGGGUCAUCGUCGCUCCUUGAAUCGCGAUCACAGAUACAGACAGGAUCGGAGUAGAUUCGAUGGCAAGGUAGAGGAUAGAUCCCCACCUACCAAAUUGACUGGUAAGGAUGUCCUGAGACAAAUGGAGGGUGUUCCCAUCUCACAAGGCAAGGUGCAAGCGGUGGGCGGUAAAAGAAGGCGCGGACAGUAGACCGUGGUGCAAGAUGAGUCUCCCUGGAAAAAAAGGAGUGUAUUUUUUGACCUGCCGUACUGGGAGAACAACGAAUUACGUCACAACCUUGACGUGAAGCACAUAGAGAAGAAUGUAUGCGACAACAUUGUUUUCACCAUGUUGAACGAGAGCGGUAAGUCCAAAGACCACCUAAAAGCUCGAAAAGAUCUCCAGUUGAUGGGCAUCCGGCAGGAUAUGUGGCCACUUGAAGGUGGAAAGUAUCCCGCUGCAGUCUUUACCUUGCGGAAUCUAGAGAAGGAUGUCUUUCUUAGGAUAAUCAAGAAUGUGGUCUUUCCAAACGGAUACUCUAGUAACAUCUCUCGUCGUGUUGAUUUAAAACAGCGCAAGUUAUUCGGCUUGAAGAGUCAUGACUGUCAUAUUCUAAUGGAACAUCUACUGCCAAUUGCGUCAAAACACGUGUUGCCCACCCCAGUGUCCGCCGUCUUGGCUGAGUUAUCAGCCUUUUUCCGACUAAUAUGCAGUAAAUCCAUAGAUCCUCAACAACUUCCUCUCCUUCAGGAUCAUGUGGUCCAUACUUUGUGCCACAUGGAGAUGAUAUUUCUACCUUCCUUCUUCACAGUUAUGGUUCAUCUAACGGUGCACUUGGUCGAGGAGGUACGUCUCGGUGGCUCAGUGCAUUACCGGUGGAUGUACCCAAUUGAGAGGUACCUAUGUCGUCUCAAGCAGUACGUGCGUAACAGGGCACAACCGGAAGGAUCGAUUGCAGAAGGCUACUUAUCCGAGGAGAUCCUCACAUUCUGUUCGAGAUACCUAGAUAACGUCGAGACUAGGAUCAACCGACCGACACGCGUUGACGACCGGCUGACCGAUGCUCCGCCGUGCGAGAUUGCCAAUAUGUUCCCAGAUGUUGGAAAGGCGGUCAGGGCAGCUUCAUUUUUUACUCUAACAGCAACCGAAAAGCAUCAAGCACAUCGUCAUGUACUGGUCAAUUGCAUUGCUGUAGAGAAAUUCUUGGAGUAAGUACAAAGACUGAGUUCUAAAAUUAUACAGUGAGCCAAUUUGGUAUUGGUAGUACUAAACUUGAACAAACCUUUUGUAUGCACAGUGAGUACAGAGCCAUGACAAAGAAAAAACUGCGAAGUAAAACAAGGUCCCAGUCUCAGGUAGAUAGUGCUGUGCACAGAGGAUUUUCCAAUUGGUUUAGGCAUCAGGUAAUCUUUAAUAUCUCAGGAUCCUAAUACCAUUUGAUGCCCUCUUGCCUCUAAUGGUUCAAUGACAGGUCCCAUUUGGAAGCACCAAUCAUUCGAAUGAGUUGCAGUGGCUCGCCUGCGGUCCCCUUGCUCAGGCCAAACGCUAUCAGGCUUACAAUGUCAAUGGAUUUAAAUUUAGGACCAUGUCGAGGGAGGAAGGGAUGAAAACACAGAAUAGCGGGGUUUAUGUCACUUCGGAUACUAGAAGUUAUGCAAGUAAACGGGAUGCCAAUGUUGCUG